AUGUCUGGGCCCCUCGUCGGCAUAUUCGACGCGAACCCGUACGAAUCGCACCCCAGUCUGACCACACUCGAGGCAGAUGUUCUCUGGGAGUACGCAAAACUAUCACAACACGUCAAAGAUCUGACCGUUACCACGAAACAACUAUCAGAGGGGCCAGAUGAGAAUCUUAUUGCGCGUUUAAGAGUGUUGGAGAGAAAAAUGGGCUUGGUCUUGACCUUGUUCAAAGCAUCAGUCUGGGGCGUCAUCAACGAGCAGCCAGUCCAGGAAGCUGAGGGUGGAUACCCGUACGCGAUGGCUGAUACUACUCUACGAAGAUGA
Suillus bovinus is the source of this 318-nucleotide messenger RNA. Its product is annotated as DASH complex subunit Dad3-domain-containing protein. Bases 1 to 318 code for a protein of 105 amino acids. The record is from RefSeq and is a predicted model, not a curated record. Gene Ontology annotation, cellular component: mitotic spindle; DASH complex. The transcript is spliced from 3 exons. Lineage: Eukaryota; Fungi; Basidiomycota; Agaricomycetes; Boletales; Suillaceae. Gene Ontology annotation, biological process: attachment of spindle microtubules to kinetochore.